AUGUUUUCCAAAUCGGGAUGGAUUUAUUUAACCGUGGUUCUAGUGACAGUUAAUGGAUUAACAAUUCACAGCGAUUUAGACGAUAAUUACGAUAAAAGCGUGGAAAGUUACAAUGGUACUGCAGUACAAGAAAGGACAGGCAAAAUAUUGUUUCCGUUCGUGAGCAUCGUUCGUUUCGCGAACACUGAAUGCGCGAGUACGAACACAAUGAACGGUACAUGCCUCGCCCGGAGAGAGUGUAACGACCUCCAAGGGACCAUCACCGGCAUCUGCGCUUCCAGGAGGGGACGGUGCUGCGUGAUUUCGAGAUCAUGUGGCUCUACCACAAACGUGAAUAACACUUACUUCAGUAGCCCUGGUUACCCUGCGGCGUUCGGUGGCGGGGCGACGUGCUCGAUCAUCGUUAACCGAUGCAACAACAACGUUUGCCAGCUCCGAAUAGACUUCUUAGACCUGGUAUUGGCACAACCAAACGGCGACGGUAAUUGCGUAACAGACUCCAUUACAAUAACCGGGGGCAACACGGUUGUUCCCGUGAUCUGCGGAGACAACACUGGCCAGACUAUAUACGUGGACUUUAAUGGAAACACCGCUAUCACGAUCAGUAUAGCGGCCACUCUAGCCACCGCCUUCGGGAGGAGAUGGAACAUUAAGCUUGUGCAGUUGGGCUGCGACUGCCCUGGCAUAGCUCCAAACGGAUGCCUGCAGUACUACAGAGGUACGACGGGUACUAUAAGAAGUUUUAAUUACGGCGGAGCAGCAAAUGUGGCGCUGAGCGCUUCGUUGGUGACCGGUACAAGGCAAAUAGUCAAUAUGAACUACGGCAUCUGUAUACGCAUGGAAGCCGGAUUCUGCGCAAUUGACUACACUCAGUCUGCAGGCCUUUUUACGUUCACGGUGUCUGGUGACGUGGAAGGCGCCGAUAACACGGUCCUGGGGACGGCGGUGGGCGCAGCCAACGACGGCGCAUGCACCACGGACUUCGUGGUCAUCCCUAACCCGACGAACUCUGCCACCGGGGUCGCAGUAGGCACUGACCGCUUCUGUGGACUCGGAUUUGUCCCAGUACGAAGUGCAGCCAAGCCCUUCGUCUUGUACGUAGUGACGAACGGCAAUGAAGGAGCGACGCCAACGUCACCGCCAGACGUAGCCAAUAGAGGAUUCUCUUUGACGUACGCACAAGUAGCUUGCUAACGUAUCAGUUCAGUUCAAUAUUCUUGAAAAUUUCUAUACUAGGAAAGGCACAUUAAGGCAAAUAUAUGUGAGUUUAUUGUUCAUUGUUCUGUGUUCUGAAUAGAUAGUUCUUACGCAGCUUUAUACCCAGCCCAAACUAGGAUUUUAACAUUUACAGUGUGGCAGAAUAACUUAUGGGGGGUAACCGUGCACCUUGGGAAGUACUCCCACCUUAUCUAAACCCUCUAUUUAGGGGCGAACGUCCAGGGCAGCAAAAAGAAAUGUUUUUUGUUGCUGCCCUAGACGGUGGACACUAUAUAAAGGGCUGAGGCAUGGUGGAAGUAUUUUAAAAGGUGCAAGGUUGCCCCUUAUAUUAUUCUGCCGCGCUCGAGUACUACUCGAGCGCGCAAUGAAGAACGAAACGCGUGUGAUUCGCGCGUAUAUCUGUGGCGGUCUUAGGGGGUGGCGAACAGGGCAAUCGCCCGGGGCCUCGCUCCUACAGGGGCCUCGCGCAACAACCCAAGCAAAUUUUAAAAAUAUAAAAAAAAUACUAUUUUUUCAAUGACACAAGAUCGGCUUUCAGCCCUCGCUAUUCUUUCAAUCGAAAAUGACGUAGCUUAUUCGUUACAUUAUUGUGCUUUAAUUAAAGAUUUUAGUCUUAGGAAAAGCCGCAAACAUCUAUUUUAAAAUUUAUCAUCUCUGUAUUUGUUAAUUUUGUGAAUCUUUCAAUGUAAAAUAUUUUAAAAUUCAAAUUUGAUUUAUUUGUAUAAUUUAAGCAUUUUUCCUUAAACAUGACAAAUACCUAAACCAAACAACCAGACCUACUUUCGCAUCACAUACUUUUCACGAAGGACAAAGGGCCUCGCAAAGACCUGCCGCCUGGAGCCUCGCAAUCGGUAAGGCUGCCUCUGUCUGGACAGGUACUAAGAGUUAAACCACAACUAGUCUUGUUGAUUAGUUACUCACAGCAUCGGAAAACUAUUUAGAGGAAAAUAUACUACCUACUUACUUAUUAAGGAAAAUUUGUGGCUAGCGUAUUCCAAACCUAAUUGCCACAAGUACGACGGAGCAUACUUAAACAAAUUUUGUUACAUCUAUAUAUAUAAAAAUGUUAUGUUAGUUUGUGUACGCUUCAAAAACUCAAAAAGUUCUGCACCGAUUGAGUUGAAAUUUUAACAUGAUAUAAAAUCCGCAUCAAGGAUUGUUUUUAUCUAUUUUUUGCAUCAGUCACGUAUCUGCGACCGCGAGAAAACAGUUUUUUAACGAUAAAGUGUACCAGUGACCGCGCCAUCUGCCAGAAGCGAGGAAAACACUCGCUGACAACCGCAAUAGUAAUGACGCAGUCACAUGAGAAACAAUUUUUUUCCCAAUUAAAUUGUUUACUAGCUGACCCAGCGAACUUCGUACCGCCCUAAAAAAAUAGGGGUUGUCCAGCGGACAAAAUUGUGAAUCUAAACCAUUCUCAGAUCCCCUUGAACACACACAAAAAAUUUCAUCCAAAUCGGUCCAGUCGUUUAAGAGAAGUUCAGUGACAUACACACUCACAGAAGAAUUAUAUAUAUAAAGAUUUACAAAAAAAAAUUGCAUCUGAUUCUGAUUAUUAUAUAAUCUGAAUUAAAUAUUCACUUAAUUCAAGAAUUUUUGGUGUGAUAGUGUUGUGAUCGAACUGCGCCUUUCACCAAAUCGUAAGUAGAGGUUAUAUUUUAUAUCAAAGAUGGACAGUAACAAUUUUAUUUUUUUGCAAUUAUUAUUUAUUUAAUAUUAAUUAAUUAAAUAAAUAAGUAAAAUAUUAGUUAAAUAAUUAAUCAAUAAGAAAACAUAUUUAUUAUUGAAGUGAAUCUUUUCUAUCGACGUAUGAGAGAAAUUUUAUAGCAAUGUUUGUUUCUAUAAUUCAAUAGUGACGUAAAAGAUAAUAAUAUUUUAAUAAUAAACUGACAGGCAAAAUAAAAGGACUUAUUAUAAUUCAAGUGGAUUUCUAACAGAAGUGAGUGGUUAUAUCUUUUUUAUUACAUCUAACACGUGGACGUAAUUAUAGUAUUUAUUUUGGAUUAACCUCACUUUUUGUUUAUAGGUAUCAGUUAAUGUAUACAUAUAAAUAUAAUUACAUUAAAACUAGCAAUUAUUAAUUAAUACGAAUGUCAAUAUAGUAAACAUCAAUUAAUUUCAAUAAUAAAAUCAAAUAAAAAUAACAAUUAAAUGUAAAACAGUUCACAGUUAGAAAAUGAAAAACAUAAAGCAUUUUUUUUAAUUAUUUAUUUUUAAUAAUUGUCUUAUAAACUCUGCAACAGCACGCGACUUGCAGUUAAGAAAUUAAUGAAUAACGUAGUGGAAGCAACGAUUUUAACGAGGCCUUUCAAAGGUGAAGAUCCCGACCGAUACACCAUUUCAAUUUAAAAGAUUGCAAUUCCCAAUUCGAUUGGCAUUUGCAAUCACAAUCAAUAAAGCUCAAGGUCAAUCUUUAGAAUUGUGUGGUUUAGAUUUAGAUGAGGAUUGCUUUUCACAUGGACAACUGUAUGUUGCGUGUUCCCGAGUCGGCAAACCAGAGUCUUUAUAUCUACGCAGACAGUGGAAAAACAAAAAAUAUUGUAUAUCCACAAGUAUUGCAAAAUUAAACUUAUAUGAAAUGUAUUCUUUGUUUUGUUUCUCAUUUCUCAACCAUUCAAUCACAAUGUGCCACUGCGAAGCGUGGCAGGGUACAGCUAGUAUACAUAUAUUUUUUGUUUUGUUCUGUUCUUUUUUGUUCCUAGCGAUAUUUAAAGCAUUGCCACCAUGUAUUCAAUCAGUAAACCAUGACGAUGAAUAUGUUUUUAAUAGUUUUAGUUGAGUAAUAUUUAAGAACCAUUUUGAUAUUAAGUAAUUUAUUUUAUAUUUAUUUUCACAUUAGCAUUUUAGGUACCAUCGUGUUUACUCAGAAAAGAGUUAAUACCCCAAAUGGAAUUAAAAAGAUCCGCGAGUAUACCUUAACCUAAAGCUCAAUAAACAUUAAAUAAAACAUACCGAUGUAGGUAUAAUAACACCCAAUGAUGAAGAUUUUUUGAUGCGCGAUGCCGAUAAUUCUUUUAUCUACAUCCAUGCCUAAAAACCUCUGAAACAGAUAUAAGCUAUCUAUUUCAGAGAUUUUAUAGGUUGCCAACAUUUAAACAUCCAAUGUCCUAAUAAUUAAAAUAUGCAAACGGAUAAUAUAAUGUUGAAGGUAAUAAAUUAAAUAUUAAUACUCCUUCGCCUUUUCGAUCCCUACCGUACAAAUGGUUUACUCAUCAGACAGUCACAAUUUUUACGGAUCAAAGUGUUAUACACUUCUGGACACAUCUAUUGGCCCACCUUAGAGUUUAGGUUUCGAUGGCCCCUACCGAAAUAUGAUUGCUAGAUUGAACAAAAACUGUUGAUGCAGUUUUAAACCUGAUACAUUUUACCAUCUUUUUCGAUCGUAUUGUUUUAAAUUUGAAUUCAGAAUACCAUACGACAUGGAGCUACGCCUAACAAGUCGGAUAUGCGCCUUGUUAAAGGCAAUUGAUUUUUGAAUAAAAAACAUGUAUUAUCAAAUAAAGAUUUAAUUUAAUAACGCGUGUUGCCUCCAUGGGCAUCUACCACAGCUCUCAUACGAUUAGGCAUAGAGUUUAUCAACCGCUCUAUGAAAUUUUGAGGGAUCAUCUCCCAUUCCUCUUCUAUGGCAGUUUUCAACUCCUGCAUCGUCUGGGUAACUGGCUGACGAGCCCUAACACGUCUUUUUAGCUCGUCCCACAUGUGCUCAAUGGGGUUCAUGUCUGGGCUUCUGGCUGGCCAGUCCAUAACUGUGAUGUUCACAUCCCGAAGAUAUUCCCUGACGAUGCCGGCCGCAUGGGCUCUUGCAUUAUCAUGCAUAAAAAGGAAAUUUGGGCCCACAUAGUCCGCGUAUGGUAUCACGUGAGGUUCUAAGCACUCACGAAUGUACCUUUCAGCAUUUAAUGUUGGCAGCCGUGGUCCUGUAACAACCUCAAGUUGAGUUUUGCCGCUCGCGGAUAUACCGCCCCAGACAGUCCAUGAUCCACCACCAUAAGCAACCCUCUCUUCAUAGCAGCAUUGUGCGAAACGCUCUCCCUUACGUCGGUAAACCUUCUUCCUUCCAUCAUUGCCAUGUAACACAAUUUUAGACUCAUCAGAAAAGAGUACACGGCUCUAAUCUUGCUGUGUCCAAUUUAAAUGACUGCGUGCGAAAUGAAGGCGUGCUGUUCGGUGAGCUCGCGUUAGUUUGGGCCCAUUAGCUGGCUUGUGUGGUACCAUAUCGCGUUCUUUUAACCUUCUCCGAACAGUUCGAGCGCUCACAGAUACUCCGUGGAAGUCGCGAAUUUGUUUUUGUAUCUCAAUGGAGGUAAGGUGACGAUUUCUCAAGCUGGUCGUCACGAUGAAUCGAUCCUGCCUUUCAGUUGUGACCCGAGAUCGUGGCCUUCCUUGGCGACGAACAAAGCCGCCAGUCUCUAGGUACCUCCAAUAAACAUUUCGGACCGCAGAUCGACUUAAAUUAAGUUGAGCACUCACGUUUCUUUGGCUUUGUCCGGCCUGAAUAAGUGCCACAGCUUGGGCGGCGACUUCAGGUGAAGUAUCCAUAGAUUAUUGAUAGAACCUCACCUUAAUGUUAAGAAUAAGUAAUGUUUGUUGCAAAACCAAAGAUAUCAAUCACUUUUUCAAGAAUUAAAUCCAAGUAAACCAAUAAAACCAAGUUUUCUUAGUAUUCGAUUGUUUGAUAUCAACAAACAGACUCCAAAUUGUCUUUUGUUUCUUUAAAUUCUGUGUUCGAAAUUCAAAAAAAGACUAUUUGAAUAAAAUUGUGAAUGUGCCAGGUUCAAAACUGCAUAAAAACUUUUUGCUCGACCUAAUAUAAAAUUUUAGCUAGGACCAAACGAAACUGAAAAUACAAGGUGGGCCAAUAGAUGUGUCCAGAAGUGUAUGUGUCUAUAUGUAAAAAAUAACAUUGCCAUUCACGCGAUGUGGCAACAGCGUCGAUUCUUUUCAUGAAUUUAAAUUUCUUAAAACGCCUCAUUGUUUCAGAAUAUUUUAUAGAGGUUUCAUAUCAAGAACGUAGAUGAAGUCUUGUAUGCAACUGUUUAUAAUUAAACUGUAUAUAAGCGUCAUGUAAGUGUCGCCUCGUGUGAUAAACCCACAUUAGUGUUUUAAUCUUAGAUUAAAACAAAAAGUGUAGAUACGGCACUAGCCUCACAAAAGUGAUCAGCACAAAUUGUGGUCCACGACCCUAAUCGCUUUAGUCACAACUUGACAUGCAAACGACGUACAUCUAAACGCCAAAACGAAAUAUUGAUAAAAUUUUGUGUUUAUAUGAUAAAACAAUGCCUAAGUAUGUUUUUAAAAAGUGCUCAAAUUGCUCAAGAAUUAAAAAUAGAACCCACGGCAUCACUUUUCAUUCGGAAGUACUAUAAAAUAUAUUUUUUCAUUAAAAAUUGCUGUUUCUUUUGAAUCUUAUUCGGUAGUGACGUCGAGUACUGGUCGCGUGAUUGGUGGGUAGUGCAGUGACGCGGAUCUCGCCGUCUCGUUCGCGCGGCCGUUGCAACUUAACGUGCCGUUUCGCUCGGAUCGGGAAUGCAGUGACGCGGAUCUCGCCGUCCCGUUCGCGCUGCCGUGGGAUCAGUUUUUGUUUGAUGCAAGUAUGAGCGUACCGUAUCUACCCUUUUUGUAUUAAUCUAAGGUUUUAAUACCCCUCAUACAUACAUACAACAGUUGCAUAAAUAACUUAUUUCAGCCAUGUAAGCCAAGUGUUUCAUGCGUCUACCAAGGUGAUAGCAAAAGGAGACUAGUUUAAAUCCAACCUGUGCUGUUUGCUUUAGAUUUAAGACUUUUUCGUAAAGACGACUUUAACAAACACGACGGUGUUUGAACUAAUUAUUAUCUUCUUUUCGAAGUUAUGGAAAUAAACUUUUUGAAUUUGAUUUACUUGCUUUAUUUGAAUUGUCUAUUUCAGGUGGGUUUUAAUAAAAAACAACGACUAAAAUUAAACAUUGUAUUAACAAAUUAACAAAACGAAUCACAAUGUGUUCUAUAAGAUACCCUAAAAUUAUUAAGACUUCUUUUGAUUGUCGCCAUUAGCUAUGGUUUGUGAAGUAAACUAGUCUAUUCUCUACACAUCAUUUAAGCUUUAAAGUAUUUUUGUGGGUGUGUUAUAUACGUAACGAAAGACUGCUAUCAUAAUCAGUACCCCAAAUUCGAAAAACUAGCGAGAAAGUAUUCUUAUCGCCAUCGUCAAAGUUUCUAGAAAUUAAGCAGCCCUUACUAAGUCCGUCCAUAGAAACUGUGCCGAUGGCGAUACGAAUACUUUCUCGCAUAUUGUUCGUGUCUUGUACUGAACAAGCCCUGAGCAAUCCGAAAGUGUCAUGUUUCUAUAAAUGUAUAUGUUUUUACUCCAAAAAAAGUUGGACACGGUUUCAAAGCUUGUUUAGGCUAAUUUUCUGUUUUUUUUUAAUGUUUUUGAUCGAAUGCCUUACUUUUUUAUUAUAAUGUGUAAAUAUUAUAAUGUUUAGCACUAUAUCUAAUAAUCACUUUAAAACAAUCAGGCAUUGACUGCAAAAAAAAUAAAUACGAUAAAACUAAAUGAAAAUGUAACCUAUGUAUACAGCUGUAAAACCAAACUUGUAUCAUUAAAGUUUUAGAAUUGAAAAUUACAAAAGACAAUUUACAAAUAACAUUGUUUUUUUUUAACUAUCUGUUGAAAGGGAAUUUUCAUCAUUAUUUUGUUGUAAAUUCAAUCACUAUUAACUAAGUUACUUAACAAUUUGAAAUGCAAAAGUUUAUACUGUGAGUUUUUGAUUACCUCUAUGACGUAUAAUAUAUGUAUCGGUUUAUAAAAUACAAGUACUUUUGAGAUAAGUAGAGAAAUGUUAUUAUUCCACGAGACUGCGGAAAUCAACCAUUCCUAAAGAAAAUAUGUAUUUUAAAUAAAUAAACUAAUAUUGUAUUUUACGUACUGUUUCAAACCUAAUUAAAGUAAUACACAAAGCGAUCAAAGUUGGAUCAAAGGCACAAAAGAUUGCUUUAAUAUAAGAGCAAGCGCGCACUUGAGAUUUUAAAUUUUUCCGUUAAACGGUUCGGUGAGUUCAUUAUCCGAUCAAAAACCGACAAAUUGGAGUACCGAAAAUCAUGUUCCAAUUGAUCUAUCAAACAAUGUUCGCCGAUUCUUAUUCAAUAAAUGUUUGCUUGCAUACUUCGCAUGAAGAAAUUACUAUGAAUAAGGCAUAGUGCUUAUACUCCAAACUAUCAGCCAACAUUCCCAACAAGAACACUCUCUUAACCCCUUAUUAAUAAACAAGGAAUAAGCUUAGACUAGUUACGCCGUGUUUUGUUCAUGUCACUCAAAUGCCAUUUGUCAUUCAAUGAACAUAGAAAAAACAUGAAGUAACUAAUCCAAGUUUAUUCUUUAUUUGUUUAUUAAUAAGGAGGUUAAAAUUUACUUGCGUUAUACACAGCAAAGUUAACAAUACAGUGCAAGUUAUUUUCAGUGUACGGCUACUCCAUAUACAAUGCGCUAUACAUAUAUUGACAAUAUAAAUAGUCGGUCCACCAUUCUACCUGCUUCUGACCAAAGCGUGGGUAUUCUAACUCAAAAAUGUAGAGUUAGUGCGCACACUACAAGGCUGAAUUAUCGAACGAUAAUUAGAUCACGAUUGUCAUACGAUAACUGCACUACCACUGGCUAUUGAUUGAAAUGAAAAUAGCAAAUGCGCGUUCACUCGAUAUGUACUUUCAGGGACAAUUUGUCAGAACAGCAUAAAUAUUAAAAAUAUUUACACGACACUUUAGUUAGGACGCAAAGUAUAAGUUUACCACUGAUCGAGAAAUACGAUUCUGCGUGGUGCAUGUUACGCGUGCACUGCCAUUACCUUGCCGGUAGUCCCUUGUAUUGUGUUCUUGAUGUCGUCAUACCACUUGCCGAUUUCUGUGUUCGCUUUAAGGUCCUGGAAAGCUUGACAGCCCUCAAUACUACUUAAUACUCCGUAGACCGACACAUCGGCUAAAUUAGGCUCGUCUCCACCUAAGAAUCGCCCUCGUUUCUUCACAGCGGCUGUCCAUUCGUUAGCAGCGUCGUACAAAGACUGUCGUGCGUCCGUGAUGUUGUGU
Molecule: messenger RNA, 9273 nt
Organism: Chilo suppressalis (striped riceborer)
Lineage: Eukaryota; Metazoa; Arthropoda; Insecta; Lepidoptera; Crambidae
Source: the annotation of a GenBank genome assembly